CGAAACGUUUGAGAGUACGGGUUCUGCUGUGGCGUCCGAAUCUGCCGCCACGUGCGUUUGUUGUUGACAGUGAUCAGCUGAGCGGUGGCGGCGGCGGGUGGAUGGUCGUGCCGUGGUUCCAGGAUGUUUAGGGCAGCACGUGGAAGGUACUGAUAAAUGAUGGAACAUCAGCCUCCUCUUUUCAAAGAAAAAUCUGCUAAGAAAAAGAAACUAUCAUGUACAGCAUCUGUCCCAAGAGAGGAAGAGGAACAAAAUGUGGAACCUAAACUACCAUCCAGUCCAGGUCCCACCCUCAACCCAGUACUUUCAAAGGCACAGAUCUCAGACUUGAAAUGGAAAAAAAUCAAGAAAGAGAAUCUUGACCUGGACUAUGUUGUGCUGCUACCCAGGCUAACAGCCACUGCUUUGCUGCAAGCACUGGAGGAGCAAGUGGAAUACUUUACUGGAGACCUGGCCAGAGUGAGAGUCUUUGGCAAGUGGCAUAACCUACCCAGGAAACAGGCAACUUAUGGUGAUCCUGGGCUGACCUACACAUACAGCGGCAUCCAGACCCCAGCCCGUCCCUGGCCCCAGCCAUUGCGUCGCAUCCGUGAUCUGCUCACAGAAGUCACUGGAUACGAUUACAACUUUGUGCUUAUCAACAGAUAUAAAGAUGGCAGUGACAAAAUGGGGGAACACAAAGAUGAUGAAAAGGAAUUGGAUCCUAAAGUUCCCAUCGCCUCUCUUAGUCUUGGGCAACAAAGGGACUUCUACUUUCGUCACCAAGACUCAAGACCACCCAAAAAAAUAAACAUUGAAAAAGUACAAAUGCAGCUUCAGCAUGGAAGUCUUCUGCUCAUGAAUCCUCCCACCAACCAAUACUGGUACCACGCUCUGCCCCCACGCAAGGCUUCACCAGGAGUCAGGAUCAAUCUCACCUUCAGAAAGGUUGUGGCCAAACACUCCCCCAAAAAAUAACAAUUUAAGCAGGUGACUUUAUGACAUCCAUUUACAAGAUAAAGGAUGGGAGAUGCAUCCUGAAGCCAUUUCUUGUUUGUAAGUAACACACUGCUUCAAAUUAAACUUUUUAUGCUAGCAAAGAAUGUAUUAAAAAAAAACUUCUGUGAACAGUCUGCCUUGGUAGAGGAAAGGGUCCAGAAGCCCAUAAGUUUGAAGCAGUGUUCCCAGCAAAUAGUCUUUAAGGCAGUUAAUAAGUCUAAAGGCCUCAUUGUAAAACAAGUAGGCAGCUAUCUUUGACAAUACUCCAAACACAAUAAUAUUUGGCAAUCUAGUAAUGUAAUGCUUGAUAAUCAAAUGGUACUUAUCCAGCAGGUCCUCAAAGCAUAUCUUGCAGAGAGAGAGAGAGCAACUAUUGUGACCAUUAUUAUAUUGUAGUCUGUAAUAAAUGCCAUA
Molecule: messenger RNA, 1392 nt
Organism: Eriocheir sinensis (Chinese mitten crab)
Lineage: Eukaryota; Metazoa; Arthropoda; Malacostraca; Decapoda; Varunidae
Product: DNA oxidative demethylase ALKBH2-like
Exons: 6
Coding region: 157-957 (266 amino acids)
Biological process (GO): DNA repair
Source: RefSeq, a predicted model, not a curated record